Molecule: messenger RNA, 1297 nt
Organism: Papaver somniferum (opium poppy)
Lineage: Eukaryota; Viridiplantae; Streptophyta; Magnoliopsida; Ranunculales; Papaveraceae
Product: MADS-box transcription factor 23-like
Exons: 9
Coding region: 215-955 (246 amino acids)
Biological process (GO): positive regulation of transcription by RNA polymerase II
Cellular component (GO): nucleus
Molecular function (GO): RNA polymerase II cis-regulatory region sequence-specific DNA binding; DNA-binding transcription factor activity, RNA polymerase II-specific; protein dimerization activity
Source: RefSeq, a predicted model, not a curated record
GUUGGGUCUUUGUUGCUUAGAUAAACAAAACCGUAGAUCUGUCGAACAAAAGUCACCUCUAAGGCUAAGGACUACUUAUACCAGCAAGAUAUUCUUCUUUUAGUUCUCUUCAGAAAUUUGUUCAUUUCCCAUUUCUAGAUCCCCAUUUUUGGUUUUUUGAUCCUAAUUUCCCAUUUCUAGAUCCCUCUUGACUUUGCUUAGGAGCUACAAUAAGAUGGGGAGAGGAAAGAUUGUGAUUCAAAAGAUCGAUAACAUAACAAGCAGGCAAGUGACUUUCUCAAAACGAAGGAACGGAUUGAUUAAGAAAGCCAAGGAGCUUUCAAUUCUUUGUGAUGCUGAAGUUGGUCUUAUCGUCUUCUCUAGCACUGACAAGCUUUAUGAGUUCUCGAGUACCAGGUUGAACACGCUCCGAUCGGAUCAGCAUAGAUCGAUCUUACGCAUGAACUCUUUACUGGAGCGAUAUGAUACAUCAAAGGAGGAGAAUCCAUUGAUGAAUGCAUCUACUGAGGCCAAGUUUUGGAAACGGGAAGCAGCAACCUUAAGGCAUCAAUUUCAAAACUUGCAAGAAGGCUAUUGGCAAAUGAUGGGUCAAGAGUUAUGCAGUUUGAGCGCUAAUGAGCUACAAAAUCUGGAAAAUCAAUUGGAAUUGAGUUUGCGUGGUGUCCAUAUGCAAAAGGACCAACUUCUAACAGAUGAGAUACGCAAAUUAAACCAAAAGAGAAACCUUCUUCGCCAAGAAAACAUGGAACUAUUUAAUAAGGAACACCAUACACGUCAAGAAAAUUUGGACUUGUUAAGGAAGAUCAAUGAAGCGAGAGAUGCAAAUGAGACAGAUAGGAUGUCUCAUUCUCCAAAUGGCUUUAAUCUUGAAGAAGAUAUCAAAGUCCAAUUAAGCCAACCACAACAACAAAACUGUGAUACACCAAGGGGGGAAAAAGCCACAACACUGAGCUGACGACAGUUGCGGUGAUGAAUGGGUGUUAUAAAUCCUGGACCGAGGCAUUUGUUUCCCUUUGAACUUCACUCAAUGACUCUGCAGUCUCCCUCUAAGCAAUCCAAAUAAAAUAAAGCUUGAACAUAAGUUUUGUGCUCUUUUAAUUUCGCAAUCUCCCUUUUCUGGUGUCGCUGGCUGAUUUUGCCGCCAAAUCUUUUAAAACACAUCAUCAAAUUGUCCAAAUAUUCCGAAUAUAUAUCUUGACGUGAGGUGUGCUUAUGAAAUAUACAUAUGAUAUAUUGUAAGUAGAGAACCUUAAUAUUUGGUUUGAGGAUAAUUAUAAAAUGGCUAUCCAUGCAUGUA